This is a messenger RNA of Syngnathus acus (greater pipefish), 2098 nucleotides long. RefSeq names its product iodothyronine deiodinase 1 (gene dio1). Gene Ontology annotation, molecular function: thyroxine 5'-deiodinase activity. The record is from RefSeq and is a predicted model, not a curated record. The transcript has 4 exons. Lineage: Eukaryota; Metazoa; Chordata; Actinopteri; Syngnathiformes; Syngnathidae.
GGCAUCAUGCGUGUCUUUUGGUCUCUUCGAGCGCUCAUUUCCCAAACGGGAAGUCGAGAGCAACGCCGGCGAUCAUGUCUGUGCAAAAGGUCUGGCUGUACCUUUACACGGGCUGGAUGUUCCUCUUCGUGCUGUGCGUGAACGUCGUCCUCCGCGUCUUCCACGUGCUUUCGCCAGCCCUGGCCAAGAAGGUGGUCAUGAAAAUGAACGAAAAUACUUCGAUGAACAAGAAUCCAAAUUUCACCUAUGACGACUGGGGGCCCACGUUCUUCACGUUUAAGUUUGUCAAAACCGCCUUGGAACACAUGUGGGUGUCCCUGGGUCAGAAGGCGUUCGUGGGGGAACCAGCCCCGGACUCGUCCGUGGUCACCAUGGAUAAGCGCGAGAGCAGCAUCUGUAACUUCCUCAAAGGUUCAAGGCCUCUGGUGCUGAACUUUGGAAGUUGCACCUGACCCCCAUUCAUGUUCAAGCUGGACCUGUUCAAGCAGCUCAUCCUGGACUUCGGCGACAUAGCCGACUUUCUUGUCGUGUACAUCGAGGAGGCGCACUCAAGUGAUGGUUGGGCCUUCACCAACAACAUUCAAGUAAGCAAGCACCAGAGCCUGGAGGACAGGAUUGCUGCGGCGCAGAUCCUCUUGAAGGAAGAUCCACUUUGUCCCGUGGUGGUGGACCAAAUGAGCAACACGGCCUCCGCUGAGUACGGCGCGCUGCCCGAGAGGCUCUACGUGCUCCACAAAGGCAAAGUCCUCUACAAGGGGGGCAUGGGGCCUUGGGGCUACAAACCACAGGAGGUCCGCUUGGUCUUGGAGAAGCUCAAGUAGGAAGGAAGACAAGUAGACUCGUUUUUUAUUCAAGAGCCACUAAUACUUACUAAACACCAUUUUCUCAUUGAGCUUGUUCGUCUUUGCCCAUCUGAUGCGCUGCCCCUGGCAACACACACAUACACACACUUGCGUGACGUCUGAACUUCAUCUCAACUGGUCUGUGUUUCUUGGUGACGGCUACAGAGCAAACCUUCCGGUCUCUGUGGCCUGAUAAAAUGAAAUGUAAACUUUUGAGAUGAACUCUCAGCUGUGACCAAGUGAUUUAAAGCGAUCGAUAAAUCGAUCGGAUUUGAACUCGGUUGUUAUUACCAUGAGCGAUUUUGGAAAUUGGCCUCAGUGAUUUUAACAGUAAGGACUGCAAUUAUCAUCAAAACAGACGAUUACAUGACGAUUACGGCACAAACCUCCGGUCGCUGUAAUUUGAAGGCUUCCAAGUUGCCUCGUCUGUGACCCAUAUUUCUUCUAUUACAGUCUCGCAAUAAAAGCUUCUGUUUCCAGUUUCAUUUGCGGCUCAGUUUUGUUUCAUUUUAAUCGAGCACGGGAGGUUUUGAAAUUCAUGUUUGUAAAAUUGACAUGUCCGCUUGAAUGAGUUCUGUAUAAUCCAAAAAUGCAUUUAUAGCUCAAAGCUGAUCAAAGGAGUCUUUUUGAAUUUUGACACUCUUCCCUGAGCUAAUACGGCUUACGAUAAGCCUUUUUAGAGCUGGAAAAAAAAAACAUGACCAGAAAUGAUGGAAAAAAAAUAAAUGCUAAUAAUUAGCUUAUGUUCCUUAAACACGGCAUAGCUAGACAAAAGGAAAAGGCAAGUCAAAGCAGGCGUGCAGCGCCAACGACCUCGCCGGGUCAGCAGGUUCAUCGAGUUUCUCAUGUGGCUCACAAACUCCUCUGAGUAAUUGAGAACUUGAUAUUUUACUCUAACUUGCGGUCCUUGUAUAGUUUUACUACCCUUACUAUAAUGAAUCUGUUCUUGGCAGAGGUGGAAUUGGAUUUGGAACAUGAUUUACACGGCAAAUAAAAACUUUCUAACUGUGCUAUCGGUAUCUGUUGCCCGAGGCUAAAUGGUUGCGACUGUUCGAUACGCUGGAGUGGAAAAUCCCUGUUUUUCCCAACAGCAUCGUUUCCUGUAUUGACAUUACAGUGACAUGUCGUUCUCCAGCUUUUGUUUACUGUCUGGAGACAAUCUGAUCUGUGUACCAUAUGGGUCAUGCAGUUUGAGGAAUGUGAUGCAAUCCGAGUCGCCGCAUAUUAUCACUGUCCAAUAAAAAGCAACGAUUCAA